AGGUAGGUAGCUAUCAUUUCUGUUUUCACUCCUCAUUCAAGUACCAAGGACAAUACUCAAUACUUCGUCAAACUAAGUAUCAAUUUUCUUGGAAUACUCUUCUCUUCACAAGAGCAUUCACUGUCAUACAGAUUGUUAUCCUCCAACUGCACUUUCACCAAAUCUAUUUUGUAUAUCGUGAGCUAUUCAAAGCCCUCUUUCUAUAUUCCCCCCAAUCUGUCAAUCAUACAGGAGCCUGGUUGCUGUCAUUUACGUACUUUCUUCCUCUUUGGUUUUAACAGCCUCAACAUCAUAUUGAUAAUGUUUCGAACACAACUUCUUCGAAAUACAGCUCGUGCUGCCAGAGCUUCAACAAAGGCUACUUUACCUCGCACAUUACCAGCUUUAUCUUCGAGACCGAUCCACAACACAGCUUCCCUUCGUGAGAAGAUUGACGAUCCACCACACGAAGGUUCCUUUGCCCGAACCGACUCCUCUGUGCAUGUCGAGUAUCCAGAAGAGCAUGAAUUGCCAUCCAGUAAACCGGUACAGGGCAGAGGUGGACUCCAUUUCAAGCGUACACUUGCAUCCUUCUCUCUAGAAGGUAGAGUUGGCGUCGUCACUGGAGGUGCCAGAGGUCUGGGACUUGUCAUGAGUCAAGCCAUGGUUAUUAGCGGUGCUGAUAUUGCAAUCGUCGACAUGAAUAGUAUGUGCCAUCUACAAAAUUAAUGGCAACAUUAUGCUAAAAAGACAACAGAGGAGGAAGCCGAAAAGCAAGCAGGAGAACUUGUUGCUUCAUUCAAGAGAGAAAACCCAGGCGCAGAAAAGUAAGAGCUUGAUUCUUUUCCUAACAUGGUAUCACGAAGGCUUACAAAUCGUUUUAGUGUUCCCAAGGUUACCGCUCAUUAUGCAGAUGUCUCUUCCCAAGAAUCUGUCGAUGCUGCCAUUGCCGAAAUUAUCUCUCAGCACGGAAAAAUUGAUAAUUUAGUGACAUCAGCUGGGUUCACAGAGAACUUCGAGGCCAUCAAUUACCCAAUUGACCGAGUACGAAAGCUGUGGGGUGUCAACGUGGAUGGAACAUACUUGUUUGCAAUUGCAGUUGCAAAACACUUGAUGGAGCGUAAGGCUCCGGGAAGUAUGGUGUUUAUCGGCAGUAUGUCCGGUGCCAUUGUCAAUGUUCCACAACCCCAAGCGCCGUAUAACGCAGCCAAGGCUGCUGUCCGACAUCUUGCCUCAUCCUUGGCUGUAGAAUGGGCUCACGCUGGCAUCCGAGUCAACUGCAUCUCCCCCGGAUACAUGCUGACUGCAUUGUAAGAUUGAACCCUAGAAAGACCCCGUGGGGGUGCAAGUUUUUCAUACAGGCCAAUGCUAAUUACGGAAUUCAAUAGAACCAAGAAGAUUUUGGACGAAAACCCGGAUUUGAAGAAGCAGUGGACUUCCCUCAUUCCUCAGGGUAAGAUGGGUCAGCCAGAAGAUCUUAUGGGAGCCGUUACUUUCCUCUCGUCAGAUGCCUCUAAUUACGUUACUGGAGGUAAGAACAUUCUUCUCCUCACAUCCUUUUGAGCCAAUUUGCUGACAAGAUCUGCAGCCGAUUUACGAGUAGAUGGAGGUUACACCCUCACUUAAUGGAUCCUCAUUCUUCAGCCGGCCAUCAAAUAUGUUUAUAGCGCACUUUCUUAUGUUCACAAAAGCAUAGACUUCGAACCCGAGUUGGGGCUGGCUUAUGGCCCCUUCCUUUCCAACUCGGCUUAAUGUAGCAUGAAAAGAUUUAUGAAAUUUCCACAAC
This is a messenger RNA of Sclerotinia trifoliorum, 1765 nucleotides long. Lineage: Eukaryota; Fungi; Ascomycota; Leotiomycetes; Helotiales; Sclerotiniaceae. The record is from the annotation of a GenBank genome assembly.